AUGUUUGAAGACAAGUUUAAAAAUGGAGUGUUAUUUAAAAAAGUUAUUGAUGUAUUUGCGGAAAUGGCAGUUAAUGCAAAUUUACAAGUAUUUGAUUAAUAAUUAAAAAGGCUAUGGAAACUACUAAUAUUGCUAUGUUAACACAUAAAAAUUAAUCCUUGGGGGUUCUAUAAAAAUAGACGCGAAAAAUAAAUUUAAAUCAUUUAUAAACGAUUCUGUAAUUUUUUGAAAAUAAAGAUUAAAUAACAUUUAGAUCAUAGUCCAAGAUCCAAAAAUAUUAUCUAUUACAUUUGAAUCAAAAAGUGCAAGAGAUAAAUUAAUCUAGAAAGAAUAAGUGA
Paramecium sonneborni is the source of this 338-nucleotide messenger RNA. The record is from the annotation of a GenBank genome assembly. NCBI's taxonomy places the organism in Eukaryota, Ciliophora, Oligohymenophorea, Peniculida, Parameciidae.